AUGGCCAGUACACUCCAACCUGCGGCGCGGCAGCCUGCUGUGUACCUGGGGAGGUUCAAGACCGCAGCUAAAGAUAGCUUCGUUUUGGAUCGCCUCUGUGUCUCACCCAGCCCUCCGCAGGCUUUACUAAGGCGGCGAUCGGGAAGCUGGACUCGCGCUCUCUCGGAUUCUACUUUCGGCUGCUCUUUGGUUCCGGUCCCGGGACCCGCGAGGAGACGGAAGGCUCCCAGGCUGGAGCCGGUCCACUCCCCAUUACCUCGGGAUGCUCUCCCUGCCCUUGACCAACCCACUCCGGGAGCCUGGUCCUUCGUCUCCCUUAUUAACCACUGUCUCUCUUUAACCACAGUCGCCGGAGGCGCUGCCCUGGCAGGGGCUGGAAUCAAGUCAGAAAUUCAGGCUCGAGAAGCAAAGCAUGUGAGGCCUCCAGGCGGGAAGAAAACUGGGAGUGGAGAGAGGAGAUGCAGAGCGGGGGUUUUCCCAGAGACACUUCCCCUUUCCCGCUCACCUUCCCGAAGGCGCUCCCUGCCCACGCCCUCCUCUGCGGUUUGGUGCUCGCCCCGCGGCCCAGCUACCCAGUGGCUCCCUCCGUCCGCGGCUGCCCUGCCUAGCCCCAGCCUACCGCCCCUUGCCUGGUCAUCUGCCGGCUCCCACUCCUCUACUGCGAGCCAGCCAGGUCGCAUUCGCAAGGCGGCAGCAGGCAAAGCGGCCCGAAACUCCCUGAGGAAGAAGCGGGCGUCUGAGCCCUCAGCCAGAGCGACGCCCCCCACCCCGCCACCGGAGCCCGCGACUGCGCCAAGCUCUGCACUUACCCGCUUCCGAGCUCUCCCCACCAGCGGUCUCGGGAAGCCGGACUUGCGCUUCGAAGGAGGUGUCCCUAUUCCUUCUCACCCAGCGCCCUUCCCAGGCGCGUCGUGGUCCCCGGGUUCCAGCCCGCGUUCAGCCCGCGCAGCAUUCCCUGGCUUCUGGGGCCCGGCUGGGUGCGCCAGCUCCGCUCUGGGCUCCGCCCCAGGGUCCCCGCCUGUCUCAGCGUGGAGGCGGAGGGUGGCCUCUCGCCUCGCGCACCUGGUGCUCCCAGGAUUCGGGACGCACGAAGUUCUAGCCGCCUUGGAGGGGUCGGUCCCUCGCGAGGAUUUCCGAGCCCUCGUACCCCAGUGUGAAUGGGACUUCAGUAGCCGUUUAGAUAUGACGCAAUUCUGGGGAACCCGCGAGGCCCUCUGUACCCCUGCGAGGCGCCCCACAGGGAUCCUGUCUUCCUGGAGCCCAGUAACAGCAUUCGCUCCUGCUGCAUACACUGAUUACGUCUGGAGGAGCCCAGGGUGCAUUCUAUCGUUCGUUCUGGAAGCUGUGUGCUGGGGACACUGUCGAGUACAGAAUAGAGCUUUGGGGUUGUGGGGGAGGAGAUUCCUCUGGAGGAAGCUGGAGACUCUAGGAGGCUUGCCCUGCUCAAAGCACCGACCCGAAGAACUCACUAAAAACUGCGAUGCCCACAACUGCCAGAGACCUUGGUCAUUCAACACCACCCCAGUUGGGGUCCUCCUGUCUUUAAGGAGUCUCUUGAGUUCCUCACUUUGUUUACAACAGGUUCUGAUUUUAGGCAACUCCUACGGUUUCUCUGGUCUUUGGUUUCCUUACACAAUGAACGAAGGGAUUAAACUCUCAGGACCUGCAACUGACGGCUGGUAG
Rangifer tarandus platyrhynchus (Svalbard reindeer) is the source of this 1683-nucleotide messenger RNA. The record is from the annotation of a GenBank genome assembly. Lineage: Eukaryota; Metazoa; Chordata; Mammalia; Artiodactyla; Cervidae.